UUCAGCGUUUCAGUUUGUGAUGAUGGUGAACACAAAGAAGGUUGAGUGUGAAUGAUAGUGUAUAUUUGUACAAAAAAAUUAGGAUGUAUGUUAUUUUUUAAGAAUUUUAUCAGUGCCUGUAGCCAUGGGAUUAUGGAUUUAUGUCGUAGUGAACCUACUAGUCAUCAUUUGUCCCCAAAUAGAAGUUGGGGGCGCAGGCGUGCCGCUGAGCGAGUACGUGAGCCACUAUAACGCUCUCUCCUACGACCCUGAGAGCGUACACACACAACACACCAGACAUGUCAGAGACACGUCCACGCCCCACAAACACGCCCAGCCCGUGGAGAUCGCGUUCCACUCGCACGGUCGGCGCUUCCAUCUUCGGCUGCGGCGCGACGAUGAGACGUUCAGCCCCCACGUGGACGUGGAGCAGCCCAACCACGUCCCCGAGCCUCUGCACACCAACCACCUCUACCAUGGCACGCUGGCAGAUGAAGCGAGCGCACGCGUGUGGGGGAGCGUAAUAGAUGGCGUGUUCGAGGGCGUGAUAGACUCGCCAUCACAAGGGAAAUAUUACGUCGAGCGCGCGCACAAGUAUUUCCAAACACCACCUCGGGACGCGGGUGGUUCCUUCCACUCGGUGAUAUACCACGACGACGCCGUGAGCGAUCCAUACGCUCAGCGACGCACGGGACACAAGUCAGGUUGCGGUGUCACCGACGACGUCGCUGAGUGGAUGAGGAAUGUGCAGGAAAGUGCUGUUGAGAACGAGGACUCUUCUUCGUCGUCGAGUUCGCCAGGUCCUCAGAGGUCGGAUUCUUCAGGCAAGGCGCUCGAGUUCGAGGAGUUUGUAAGUCCUGCUGGUGACCCAUCACUGUACCGCAAGCGCCGCCACCUCUACGAUGAGCUGCAUAAAGAAUAUCACAAUAAAUACAGUGAAGCUGCCAACGCCAGAAGCAAACGGUCCCUCAACUCGGGUGGAGUGGGUGAAGAUAAUCAAGGCACAUGUACGCUCUCCAUACAGACAGACCCGCUGCUCUGGCGGUACAUAUAUCAACAGGAGAAGAACGACUCGAUCAAGACGCGAGACGAGAUCACAGCGAUGGUGUCGCAGCACAUCAAGGCCGUGAACCACAUCUAUGGUGACGUUGUAUUUCAUGGCAAGUACAAGCACAAGGGCAUACGCUUCGAGGUCCAGAGAAUAAAGAUCGACGAUGACUCGACAUGUCGUAGGUACGGCAGCAACUCAGGCUCAGACGUGAACAAGUUCUGCAAGGUGAACGUAGACGUGAGUAACUUCCUGAACCUUCACUCGCAGAUGAAUCAUGACGACUUCUGCCUCUCCUACGUGUUCACCUUCAGGGACUUUACUGGAGGCACCUUGGGGCUGGCAUGGGUCGCGUCGCCCUCAGGGGCAAGUGGUGGCAUCUGUGAGAAGUACAAGACGUACACGGAGAACUUAGCAGGUCGUCGCAACACAGAGCAGCGGUCCCUCAACACCGGUAUCAUCACAUUCCUUAACUACAACUCUAGAGUGCCACCCAAGGUCUCGCAGCUCACGCUCGCCCAUGAGAUCGGCCACAAUUUCGGUUCUCCGCACGACUUCCCAAGCAGCUGCAAGCCAGGAGGCCACCAGGGCAACUUUAUUAUGUUCUCGUCAGCCACGAGCGGCGACCGCCCCAACAACGACAAGUUCUCCAGCUGCUCUGUCAGGAACAUCUCACAAGUGCUUGAUGCCAUCGCUGAAAAUAGACGCAAGAACUGCUUCAAAGCAACGAACGGGACAUUUUGCGGCAAUAAGAUCGUGGAGGAGGGCGAAGAGUGCGACUGCGGCUACGACAAGGAAGAUUGCAACGAGAGCUGCUGCUACCCGCGCCUCGUCACCGAGUACGACAGGAACAACAACGCUUCUGCCAGGAUGUGCAGCCGACGUGCCAACACCCAGUGCAGCCCUAGCCAAGGACCGUGUUGCGACAUGGAGACGUGUACGUUCGAGAGCAACAUAGAGUGCCACUCUGAGACGGACUGCACCAUGAGCGCCUACUGCAACGGCCGCAUGGCGUCAUGUCCCGUGGCCAGGUGGCAGCGCAACAACAAGCCCUGCAAUGAAGACACCAAGGUGUGUAAAGACGGAGAGUGCAGUGGCAGCAUAUGCUUGGCGUACAACAUGAGUGAGUGCUUCCUGACGUCAGACGUGGUGCAAGACAAGAAAAAGCUCUGCGAGAUCGCCUGUCAAGUGGGCAACUCACCAGGCUCGUGCAAGUCCACCUCGGAGCUCAACAGGAUAUUCCCCAACCCGGUCUUCAUGCGGCCUGGUGCCCCUUGCAACAACUUCCAGGGUUACUGCGAUGUCUUCCAGAAGUGCCGCGCUGUGGACGCCGAAGGACCGCUCGCCAGGCUGAAGAACCUUCUCUUCAACGAGGCCACGCUCAACACUGUCGCCGAAUGGAUCACGGUGAGCCCCAUGCCAGACGGCAGCGAGGCCGGGCUGAGACGGCAGCGAGGCCGGCAGUGA
This is a messenger RNA of Hyalella azteca, 2494 nucleotides long. RefSeq names its product disintegrin and metalloproteinase domain-containing protein 10 (gene kuz). The transcript has 12 exons. The coding region runs from base 125 to 2494 and encodes 789 amino acids. Gene Ontology annotation, cellular component: plasma membrane. The record is from RefSeq and is a predicted model, not a curated record. Gene Ontology annotation, biological process: membrane protein ectodomain proteolysis; Notch signaling pathway. Gene Ontology annotation, molecular function: metalloendopeptidase activity. NCBI's taxonomy places the organism in Eukaryota, Metazoa, Arthropoda, Malacostraca, Amphipoda, Hyalellidae.